Colletotrichum chrysophilum is the source of this 918-nucleotide messenger RNA. RefSeq lists its product as uncharacterized. The transcript has 2 exons. Bases 1 to 918 code for a protein of 305 amino acids. The record is from RefSeq and is a predicted model, not a curated record. Lineage: Eukaryota; Fungi; Ascomycota; Sordariomycetes; Glomerellales; Glomerellaceae.
AUGCUGUCGCAUCGCCAGCACUGGCUCGGCCAAGUGCUGCUGGGCCUGCUGUGUUUCUGCAUAACUCCCACUCGCGGUGACUACUUCACUAACCCCGCGAGCUUCGAACUCGACCAGACGGGGGCCCAAAUCACCACGCAGAACCUCAAUACGACAUACACGCUUGGCCAAAAGGUCCAACUGACUUGGGUUGUUCCGAAUGUGCCGUACAUAUCUCUUGUUUUGGUGCACUGGGGAAAGGAUGAGGGCGUUCCAGUGGCUUCAUUCAUAACCAACAACCGCAACCAGGGUUACUACACUUGGUUUGUCGGAGAGAGCGACGGUCUCAGGGAAGGAUCAAUAAAGAAUAACCCAAACUUUGCGCUGAGGAUCGUCGAUCCGACCGGGAACUACACCAAGACGGGCGGUCCUCCGGGCUUCAUCGACAACGAACUUCAAAGCAGGGGUUUCGUCAUCAAGAGCAAGGCAGAAACAGAGGCCAAGGCCUCUUCAGCCAACCUGUCCAUAGGCGCUGUUGCUGGUAUUGCCAUUGGAUCAUUCGCAGUCGGCGCGCUUGUGGUACUUGCGGUGUGGUGGCUCUGGCUCCGGAAGGGACGCUCUCAUUCCAGCCACGACGAUGUCCGCCAUCAUAUAGCACCUGCGAUGCGUCACGACUCGGCCUACGCAAGCCCAAACUCCUCGGCAGACCACAUGUUCCAGGCCCAUAACCCCCACGGAUCUUCUCAUCUAUCGCAUCAAGUCAGCAACAUAAGCCCCGUCAGCCCGGUGCGUCGGCAUACGCCCCCGCCGUCAUAUCCAUCUCCGAUCGACGAGCAUCGGUCACCCAUGACGGAGCUCUCUGGAACGCGUGAACCCCAAGAAGUUUCGUCGGCCAGCGUCAACUACCCAACUGAACUGGCUGGAUCCAAUCGACGUUGA